Caenorhabditis bovis is the source of this 1281-nucleotide messenger RNA. NCBI's taxonomy places the organism in Eukaryota, Metazoa, Nematoda, Chromadorea, Rhabditida, Rhabditidae. The record is from the annotation of a GenBank genome assembly.
AUGGAUGUUCGCGGUAAGACGAUUGUCGCCGAGCACGUGUGGCUCGACGGUCGCGUUCAAGAGCACAUCGCGAUCAGCGUCGACGCGAGCGGUGUGAUUCGAGCGAUCGGCGAGAUGCCGAAUGGCGAAGAAGUGAUCAAGACGGCGAAUCUGCUGGUGCCGGGCUUCGUCAACACGCACUCGCACGCGUUCCAUCGGUUUUUGAGGGGCAAAUCGGAAAUCGGCAAAUCGGCGGCCGACACGUUUUGGAAAUGGCGCGACAACAUGUAUGGUCUUGUGGCAGAAGUCGACAAGCACCGAAUUUAUGAGUAUUGCCUGACGACAUUUAAGGAGAUGCUGAAUGCUGGAAUCACCACGGUCGGCGAGUUUCACUACGUCCAUCAUUCCGAUAAUAAGUUCGACUUGGAUGAAUCAGUGAUUCAGGCAGCGAUCGACGCGGGAAUUCGAAUCGUCCUUCUUCAGACAUUAUACGAGCGCGCGGGAUUCGACAACGCCGAGCUUCAUCCGGUCCAGAAUCGAUUCGUCUCAUCCUAUCAAGAGUUUAUCGAGAAUCUCAAGAAGCUUCGCAAGUCGACGACGCAUGAGCGCGUUCGAAUCGGCGUCGCCGCGCAUUCGGCGCGCGCCGUGCCGUUUGAGAACAUCAAGAAGCUGUUCGAUUACGCGACCGCCGAGCAAAUCCCGUUUCACAUUCAUUUGGAGGAGCAGCCGAAAGAGAUUGUCGAUUGCCAGAAGAGUCUCGCGAGCAAGAAGGGUCCCAGCGAUGUGCUUCUUGCCGACAUUGGCAUCAAUGAGUACUUCACCGCGGUGCACGCCACUUAUACACCAGCCGCCAAUAUGGUGCAAUUCGCCAAACUUGGCGGAAACGUGUCGAUUUGCCCGUGCACUGAAGGCUAUUUGGGCGAUGGGAUACCGCGAAUCAACGAGGAAUUGAGCAUCAGCUUCGGAACCGAUUGCAACAAUCGCAUAAGCUUUCUUGAAGAGAUGCGAUGGGCUUGCUAUUCGCAACAAAUGCUUCACAACUCGCGCAGUGUUUGCGGACUUUCGGCCGAGAAGCUGCUCAAUUGUGCUACCAUCAAUGGGGCGAAAAGCCUCAAUAUUGGCGAUCAAGUUGGCACCUUUGAGAUCGGCAAAUAUUUCGACGCUGUCGUUUUUGACAGCUCAACGUCUCCAGCGUUGAGCACGAGCCGUUCGGAGACUCUCAUCGAUUCCCUAGUGUUCUCAUGCGGAAAUCGCGAAAUUUCCAAUGUUUUUGUCGCUGGAGUUGAUCCAAGAACCAAUUGA